AUGGAAGAGAAUCGUGCCCCGGAGCCAAUCGCAAUCAUCGGUCUUACCUGCAAAUUUGCCGGCGAAGCCACAAAUGCCGAUAGUUUAUGGCAAAUGAUUGCUAACGGACGAGAUGCUUGGUCUCAGAUCCCACUCUCCAGAUUCAACUGGGCUGGUUCGUUCCAUCCUGACCACGAGAAAUCCAGCACUAUGCAUGUGCGUGCUGGAUACUUCAUCAAGGAGGACCUUGGCAACUUCGACGCCGCCUUCUUCAACCUCUCUGCCGAAACUGCAGCCUCUAUGGACCCUCAAUUUCGGCUUCAGUUAGAGUCUGUAUAUGAAGCCCUUGAGAAUGCUGGGCAACCCAUCGAGAAGAUAGCAGGCUCGGACACGUCUGUGUAUAUGGGAACGUUUAAUCAUGACUACAGGGAAGGUAUGAUACGGGAUGAAGAUGACUUGCCACGUUUCAUGAUCACUGGCACAGGCGCCGCCAUGGCCUCGAACCGCGUCUCGCAUUUCUUUGAUCUGAGAGGGGCUAGCAUGACGUUAGACACGGGUUGCUCGACGUCUCUAGUGGCACUGCAUCAAGCUGUCAGUGACUUGCGAUCUGGCAACUCGACCAUGGCCAUCGUUGGAAGUUCCAAUCUGAUGCUUAACCCAGACAUGUUCAAGGCUCUCGGGUCUAUAGGUGUUCUUUCUCCUGACGGGAAGUCCUUUUCGUUCGACUCCAGAGCGAACGGUUACGGGCGAGGAGAGGGUGUGGCGACCGUCGUCAUCAAGCGCUGGAGAGAUGCCGUGGCUGCCGGAGACCCUAUCCGGGCAGUGAUACGUGAGACUUGCCUGAACCAAGAUGGCAAGACAGAAACUAUCACUUCUCCAAGCUUUAACGCACAAGAACAAUUGAUUCGCAAGAGCUACCAAAACGCGCAGCUUGACCCACUCGAAACACAAUACUUCGAGGCGCAUGGCACAGGUACCCCAACAGGAGAUCCUAUUGAGCUUCAGGCAGCUGCAGCAGUCUUCCAAUCGCGUCAGAGUGCAGCAGAGCCUUUACAUAUCGGCUCGAUCAAGGCCAACAUCGGACAUACGGAGCCAGUCAGUGGCCUCGCCAGUCUCAUCAAAGUGGUUAUGGCGCUCGAGCAUGGGGCACUUCCACCGUCAAUUAACUUUGAGAAACCGAACGCAAAGGUUGACUUGAAGGAGUGGAAUUUCGAGGUGCCACAGAGGCUGGAGCCAUGGAUUCCGAAUUCUGACGGUAUAAGGCGUGCAUCUAUCAACAACUUUGGCUAUGGUGGCACAAAUGCCCACGUCAUCGUUGAGAUGGGACCUCGAUGGAUAACUGAUUCCGGCAUUCAUGAGACCAACGGAAUCAGUCAUAUCAACGGACAUGCCAACGGUACCGAGUCAACAUCAGGCUCCAACACGAAGCCGCCUGGUGAAGGGAGCAACAAAAAUCCCUCACGGAACAAAACCAAGGUCCUUCUUCUCAGUGCAAGAGAUGAACGAGCGUGCCAGGACAUGAUCUCCAACUUGGCAGACUAUCUCCGACGUCGAAAUGACCAUGAGAAACCUGAUCAACUCCUCCAGAGUAUGAUAUACACUCUGGGCCACCGUCGCAGCAUGAUGCCUUGGGUUGCAGCAUGUCCCAUUUCCUACAUGCGUGGUAUCUCUACGGUCGUCGAGGCUCUAGAAUCCUCUCAGUUUAAGCCCAAGAGAAUCGUGCGAGUUCCACGCAUUGGCAUGGUGUUUACAGGACAAGGAGCUCAGUGGCACGCAAUGGGGAGAGAGCUGAUUAUCGCCUAUCCCGUGUUCAGAUCCUCCCUCGAGCUUGGAGAUGCAUACCUCAGAGAGCUUGGUGCAGACUGGUCAUUGAUGGAGGAGCUCAUGAGGGAUGCUGCUGAUACAAAAGUUUAUGAUACCGCUAUCAGCAUUCCCAUUUGCGCCGCACUGCAGAUAUCCCUAGUCAACCUACUCCAGAGCUGGGGUAUCAAGCCAGCAGCGGUGACAAGUCACUCAAGUGGAGAGAUCGCAGCUGCAUAUGCCGCCGGUGUUGUCGACUACCGAGCAUCCAUGGCCAUCGCUCAUUACCGAAGUGUUUUGUCGGCCGAUAAAGCUCUGAGAGGUUCUCUAAAGGGAGGCAUGGUUGCGAUCGGAGCGGGGUCUGACCAUGCCGCGACCUACCUCCAAGAGCUGCAAAGCGAUGGAAAGGCAACUAUCGCUUGUAUCAACAGCCCCAAGAGUGUGACCAUUGCAGGAGACCUUUCCUCCGUCCUGGAAGUUGAGACCAGGGCUAAGAGUGAUGGUGUAUUAGCAAGCCGUCUCAAUGUCGACAUUGGUUACCAUUCGCAUCAAAUGGAGCCCAUCUCCCACAAAUACCGAGACGCCUUGAGUCGGGUAAAGCUAUGCAACUCUCAGAGUAACCUUGAGUCCAUCGCCUAUGCUUCGCCAGUCACUGGCGGCCGCAUGACCGACCCUGAAGAAAUUGCCAGUGCCGAGCAUUGGGUGGCAAGCUUGGUUCAGCCUGUCCAGUUCCUGGAUGCCUUCACUGACAUGAUUCUGGGUAGCUUCGACCCAUCUGGCACUAGUGUUGAUAUUAUAGUCGAGGUUGGACCCCACUCAGCCUUGAGAGGCCCUAUCAGACAAAUCCUUGAGCUUCCUGAGUUUGGGGGUCUUCAGAUCCCCUACUACCCUUGUUUGAUCCGCAAGAAUGAUGCUAGAGAUACCAUGCAGGCACUGGCGGCAAACCUGAUUGGCGAGGGCCUGGAACUACAAUUAGCCUCUCUCAACUUCCCAUAUGGAAGAGAGAGCUUUGUCGAGGUGCUGACAGACCUUCCCCCCUAUCCAUGGAACCACCAAACAAGGCAUUGGGCUGAGCCACGCUUUAAUAGAGCGCUUCGAGAAAGAGAUCAGGAACCGCAUAACCUUAUCGGCUCCCUCGUUCUAGGGUCAGAGCGAGAGUCUCCUUCGUGGCGCCAUGUCCUUCGUGUGUCCGAGUCGCCUUGGCUUCGUGAUCACGUGGUCCAGUCUAAUGUUCUUUAUCCCGGGGCAGGCUUUGUCUGCCUGGCUGUCGCAGCUAUGGCACAGAUGGUAUCUAUGCAGGUGAUCAAGUCUGUGGAUAAACUUGGGAAGGAUCGGCGAGUCUCUGGUUAUAGGCUGCGAGACGUUGAGAUCCUUCGAGCCCUGCUCGUGCCAGACAUGCAGCCGCUGGAGCUUCAGACCAAACUGUCUCCUGCGUCUGAUAGAGAGAUUGGCCUCCGGGGAUGGUAUCAUUUUGAGGUCCUUUCUGUCACCGGCGAGAACAGAUGGAAUCUACAUGCCAAGGGGUCUAUCAAGGUCGAGUUUGCCGAUGAUGCGAGGCCGGGAGUAGACAGACUGGAAGGGAUAUCCCCUUUGAUCCCUAGCACAGCACGCCGAAUCGCGCCCGAUGAUGUCUUUGCCACUUUCAGAUCAGUCGGUAUCGAGCAUGGACCAGCAUUCCAAAACUUCAAGGCCAUCCUCCAGUGCCAAAAUGAACCACGAUCCAAGGCCACAAUAGUCGUUGCCGACACCUCUGCCGGCAACACUAUAAUACACCCGACUACUCUCGAUUCCAUUGUUCAAGCGGCAUACACCGCUCUUCCCAAGGCUGGGUAUUUCCAGGAGAGCCCGCGCGUGCCUCGCAAAUUUAGGCACAUUUGGAUAUCGAGUGAUAUUGGCUUUGAGGCAGGGCACGAAUUCGAAGCUUGCUCAAGAGUAAACGAUGCCGACUCUCAAAGCUUUGAAGCAGAUAUUCGCCUUUUCGAUGCCCAAAAAGAUCCGCAUGGCUCGCAAACUCCUGUACUAGAGAUACAAGGGCUGUUUCUCCAGUCCCUUGGUCAAGCCGUCGGUAUCACAAAUAAACGGCCAUGGGAGAACGAAGUCUGUAACAGUGUUGAGUGGGAUAUUGACAUGACAGUCGCUAAUCCCAAGACACUCGACAAGAUUCAAAAGGAGCUUACACAUUCGGAUCCUGGGGAGAGCCUCACGAAAGAGCUACGGCCCAUUUGUCUUUACUAUAUCCAUGAAGCACUCAUUGAGCUCUGA
Molecule: messenger RNA, 4041 nt
Organism: Fusarium tjaetaba
Lineage: Eukaryota; Fungi; Ascomycota; Sordariomycetes; Hypocreales; Nectriaceae
Product: polyketide synthase
Exons: 5
Coding region: 1-4041 (1346 amino acids)
Biological process (GO): secondary metabolite biosynthetic process; fatty acid biosynthetic process
Molecular function (GO): fatty acid synthase activity
Source: RefSeq, a predicted model, not a curated record